Molecule: messenger RNA, 1450 nt
Organism: Sphaeramia orbicularis (orbiculate cardinalfish)
Lineage: Eukaryota; Metazoa; Chordata; Actinopteri; Kurtiformes; Apogonidae
Gene: ngfra
Product: nerve growth factor receptor a (TNFR superfamily, member 16)
Exons: 6
Coding region: 282-1364 (360 amino acids)
Biological process (GO): Rho protein signal transduction
Cellular component (GO): plasma membrane; cell surface
Molecular function (GO): death receptor activity; nerve growth factor binding; coreceptor activity
Source: RefSeq, a predicted model, not a curated record
UCCUCCUCCUCCUCCUCCUCUUCUUCAUAUUCCUCCUCCUCCUCCUCCUCCUCCGUCUUUCUGUGUUAGUGUGUUAGUGUUGCUUGUGGAGGACACACCGUCGUGGUCCGGUCCAGGGUCUCCGGUGCACGCGGACAGACUCACUGAUCAGAGCCGGUGGAAUUAAAAUGCGCCCUCCUGCUGAGCGGACCUCCUCCUGCUCCUGCUCCUGCUCCUGCUCCUGCUCCUCCUAGUUCUCUGCACUCAUUCUGCUUGGUUGUGCCUCCAGCCGCAGACGCAGGAUGACGCGGACCGCACCGCUGCUGCUUCUGUGCGCACUGGUGGCGUCGGCGGCGUCAUCGAAGACGGAGCGGGCGCUGCUGCUGCCGUGCGACUCGGGUCAGUACACCGACGACGGAGAAUGCUGCAAACAGUGUCCGCCCGGAGAGGGCGUGGUCGAGCCGUGUGGCGCCAAACAGACGGUCUGCGCACAGUGUUUAGACAGUGAGACCUUCUCGGAGGACUACAGCCACACAGAGACGUGUCGACCCUGCACCGAAUGCACCGGUAUGAUGCGCAUGGAGACGCCGUGCACCGACUCCAUCGACGCCAUCUGCAUCUGCAACUACAACUUCUACUUCAGUAAAGUGAGCGGACGCUGCGAGCUGUGCACGGUGUGUCCGGCGGGGAAAGGGGUGUUCGAGCACUGCGCCCACGAUCAGGACACGGUGUGCGAGGAGUGUCUGGACGACACCUACUCCGAACUGGAGAGCUCCCUGGACCCCUGCCUCCCGUGCACCAUCUGCGACGAGGGCACCGAGAUUCAGCUGGCCGAGUGCACGCCGACCAGCGACUCCAUCUGCCACAAUCCUCUUCUUCCUACAUACAUCUCUCUCCUCUCCGACACGACGACGUCUUUACCUUCCACCAACGUCUUCAUCCCGGAUGGCUCCGACAGUCCGAUGGCCGGAGCGGAAACCACCACGUCCAGCGCCGGCUCCCCUCGGUUCCUGGGCCAAGGCCUCAACGAAAACCUCAUCCCUAUCUACUGCUCCAUCCUGGCCGCCGUGGUGGUGGGUCUGGUGGCCUACAUCGUCUUCAAGAGGUGGAACAGCUGUAAACAGAACAAACAGGCCGCCAAUAACCGAGCAGCGACCAACAACCAGAUGGUGACGCCAGAGGGAGAGAAGCUGCACAGCGACAGUGGCAUUUCAGUGGACAGUCAGAGUCUGCAGGAACAACAACAACAACAACAGCAGCAACAACAACAACAACAACAACAGGCCCAGGCCGAGGUCCAGGCUCAGCCCACACACACACAGGAACAGAUAGUGGUGAGGGUGGACGGCGGCCCCCAGCCCGACUCCCCUCCUCCUGAAGUCUGAAGAAGAAGAAGAGGAGGACGAGGAGGCAUCGGACCUGGAGACAGCACGAGGAAGCGAGGACGUGAACUUUGGACCAAAAAGAGAGA